AUGACCCGGCACGCCUACAACUGUCGCGUUCGCGGCGACCAUAUCGUUGAGAUUCACCGCGCGAACGGAGUCGAGGAGCUGGACAUUUCUUUCAAGCGAACUGUGAGAGUUCCAGAUAACUAUGACCACUCCAAACUACCUCCUGAUUUGGGUGAUUACCCACUCUUCAAAAUCAAGGACUAUGCCCACAUUUUGCCUGCAAGCAUGGUCGCAAAAGGAGGACUCUUCAUGCCAAUGCACCCGAUGGAGGCAAUGUGGAUCAACUUUUCAGGAAGUACACCUUUCGCGGUCAAAGUCUACGCUGGUGCCGUGAACAUCGUCUCAGGUGAAGCAGCUGCCGAGACAGAGGAGGCGAAGCGCCAUCGCCAUGAUCAUUCUUCGGAGGACGAUAUCGUACAAGACUACGUGGUCGCUCCUCAUCAGCAAUGGUUGGAUGGUGUUACGUGCGACGAUGGAUACGUCCAACAAUUUGUUGCUAUGGAUCUUGGCAAUCGAUAUACUGUUGAGGCUCAGGUCACUGGACAAGAGGCAUGCGGCGGUCUGCAGUUUGAGGUUACGCCUGUCAAUCUGGGCAACCUUUUCUCCAUACUGGUCAAAAGAUUAGGAGGGCAAACAACCAGAUUGGCGAUUGGCGCCCAGAGCACAGUUGCUGACGUGAAGAAGCUGAUGGCGUUGAAAGAAAGUAUUCCAGCAGUUCAGCAGAGGUUGAUCUACGCAGGACGUCAGCUCGAAGAUUGUAAGUGCUCAAUCGGUUGCAAAUUGAUGUCCCCUAACGGUCCAUCUAGCGCAGCGCUAUUGGGGAUGAGAGGAGGGGGUAGUGGCCCACCUCCUAACAAUUGCCGAGAGAUGGGCAUUGCUGUAGGAGGAUUGAUUGAGCAGGCCAUCUUCCGAGAUCCUUACCCUGCUGCCGCGUGGAACGCCGCUGCAACGGUCGUUUUCAACGUGCAGAUCCUUAACUCGUCCACAUUCGAAGCUAUCACAGGCACCCCGGCCCCAGACACUCCGAUUACCAUGGAUACCUAUACCGAGCUCGGCCUACCAUUCUUUGAACUCCCAGAAGAAAAGAGCGGUAUACAUGGGCGUUAUGACUUGAUAUCGGUUGGAGAGCGCCUGGGUCUGAAAGAGGAGGGCCUCCCAGUGCCGCCAACUCACGUCCUCGGUAAUUUUCAACCAAGAAAGUCGAUGGGCAUACCAAGAGGCAGCGAAGCCAUUUCGGAUGAUGACAUAACCAAUCCCGCAGGUCCAUUGUUGAAGUUCCGCCCUUUCUCCGAGUUCGUGAAGGAGGUUGAGGAUUUGUCGAUCCAUGCAUCUGAAUGAAACAUUGAGAGAAGCAGUUGUGAUCUAGGAAAUUGGUCAAAUUCAU
Molecule: messenger RNA, 1363 nt
Organism: Exophiala xenobiotica
Lineage: Eukaryota; Fungi; Ascomycota; Eurotiomycetes; Chaetothyriales; Herpotrichiellaceae
Exons: 3
Coding region: 1-1317 (438 amino acids)
Molecular function (GO): protein binding
Source: RefSeq, a predicted model, not a curated record